Messenger RNA from Closterium sp. Naga37s-1, 825 nucleotides. NCBI's taxonomy places the organism in Eukaryota, Viridiplantae, Streptophyta, Zygnematophyceae, Desmidiales, Closteriaceae. The record is from the annotation of a GenBank genome assembly.
AUGGCCACGAUCGGCGGGCAGACUCUAAAGGCGCUGGUGGAUGCGAUGCUCGCGAAUCCGGAUGGUUACUACGCGUCGUUCGCGACGACUGGUUAUGACUCGGGCGUGAUCGCAGCGCGUGUCAACGGCUCUAAUGUUGACCUCCAAGGUGACGUCAACGCCACGGGCUGCGUUGACCUCGUCAUCUUUCUCUUUGCCCCUCUUUACCCGCCUGUCCCAUGGCCAAACACCCGCCCCUCCCUGCCCCUUCUCGCCCCUCCCUUCCCCUUAUCGCCCUUCCUUGCCCCUCCUUACCCCUCCUUGUCCCUACUUGCCACCUCCCUCAGCAACGCCACAACUUACGACUACGACAUUCGUUACCACGUACGCGUCAGUCUGAACGACUCUGGCGAGCCCAUUGGUGUCGUCAUCAAGAAGGGCGCUGACGUGGCACUCACUGUGCUCACCAGCGACGCCACGUGGACCAAUCGCACGCUCUCAAACGCCGAGCGCGCCAAGCUGGGCGGCAAACUGACUCCCAAGGGCAGGAAGGGCAAGCAGCCGCCUCCCCCUCCCCCUCCCCUCGGCUAUAACUACGAAACCUCCGGCACUUGGCUAAACGCCAGUACUUUGACGGCGGAUAACGGGCAGACGUAUAAGGAGUUGGCGGAUGCCAUGCUGGCUGCACCUGACACCUACUCUGCUCUCAUCUACACCAAAACAUUUGAGAAUGGUGUGGCGAGCGGCGCUUUUGGGAAUGUCACAAAGGGUGGUGGUGAAGCGUCUGGCAAAUUGGCAGUUAAAGUUUGGUUUUAUAGAGUUGCCCGAAUCAUCAAACAUCACUAG